CUACAGUGACGUGUGUCUGUGUGUGUAAACAACCGUUGAGACAUUUAAAUAGUCAGCUGUCAGAAAAGACACGGAGCGACCACGCUGACGGUUUUCCAGGCUGUCUCAGGCUGCCGUACUCGGAGCUAUGAUGCUGCAGCACCACGACUCCUCCAGGACCUCGCCGGUGUUUCUCCUCUCAAAGAAAAGACCCUCCCUGACGUCCACCGGCGGCCCCCUCGCUCAGAACUUUGCCGAAAUGCUGCCGACGGAGAUGAGCACGAAGAUCUUCGGCGAGCUGGACGCAGAGAGUCUGUGCAGCGCCGCGCGCACCUGCAGGCUGUGGCACGACAUCAUCGAGGAGAGCGAGCAGGUGUGGAGGAGGCAGUGUCUGCCGGUCCGAGCCGUGUGUCAGAGGGAGGUCGACGGAGACCGGAGAGACGGCCUGUCCUGGAAGGUGACGCUGGUGAAGAACUACAGGAGGAGCUGUGUGAAGAGAGACUGGCUGAGAGGGCGCUACAGCCACGUGAGGUCAGCGGAGGAGCUGAGCGGCAGGAAGAUGGCGCCGCUGGACGCCGAGACCUGGGGAGAGAUCCUACAGGCCGAGCUGGACAGAUGCCCCCCCCCCCCCCCCCCACACACACACACACACACACACACACACACACACACACAGACGCACACGCUGCUGCUUCACCGAUCUUAAUUCAAAACGCACCUCUGGCACUUCUGAGUGCCGGAUUGUUAACUCUUAAUAUAUUUUAUACUUUGUAAAUACACACAAAAAUAAUUGUACAUAUUAUUUUUUGUUAAUUUUUUUAAAGAAAAAAAAGGAUCAUGAAGAAAAUGAAAUAUUGACAUUAUUGGAUGGAAUUAUGUUCAAAUCAAGCUUUUAUUGCGUUGAUGUAAAAUCAGCUGAGAUGCAAUAAAUAAAUGUUGCCGGGACGAUAUCAGAGAAUUCAGCGCUGUAUUUCUUCCCUCCUGUUGUCCUCGGGUCAAAUUUGACCCGUUUAAAAAAAUGUUCUAUAUCAGAACUACGACAAAAGAACGUUGGAAAAAGUCAGAAAUCGACAAAAAAACUAUUUUUUUUUUAAUUGGAGAAGUACUUUAAGUGGAGAAGUAUAGUAGUGGUGCGCAAAGUGUUUCUCUUAUUGUGUCCACUAGGAGUGGGUCAAAAUAUUGAUUCGGCGAUAUAUCGUUACAAGAAUCGAUACGCUGGCGCCAAAUAUCGCUAUAUUUUUUUAAAGACCAGUUGAACGCCGUGCAUAUAUUUUAAUAAACAGAUAUAAGUCAUGCAUUUCCAUGUAAUUACAUUUCACAAACGUAAUUCCUAUCGACCCAUUGGGACAUCACGGACCGUGGGAGAUUUCAAGCGACAGUUCAGUUCACGUUGCAACACGUUCCUCGUUCGACUGGUCGUGACUGUUUUCC
Messenger RNA from Sander lucioperca (pikeperch), 1410 nucleotides. RefSeq names its product F-box only protein 48-like. Gene Ontology annotation, cellular component: SCF ubiquitin ligase complex. NCBI's taxonomy places the organism in Eukaryota, Metazoa, Chordata, Actinopteri, Perciformes, Percidae. Gene Ontology annotation, biological process: SCF-dependent proteasomal ubiquitin-dependent protein catabolic process. The coding region runs from base 128 to 685 and encodes 185 amino acids. The transcript is spliced from 3 exons. The record is from RefSeq and is a predicted model, not a curated record. Gene Ontology annotation, molecular function: protein binding.